GCGCGCGGCCGCAAGCCCUGGGCGCCAUUUUGGACUUGGGAGUCUGGGCCGAAGCGCAGGGGGCAUCGGCGGUGGCCGCAGCUCGUGGAGGAAGUCUCUCGCGGAGAUCUGAAUCCCGCUACCAGAACGCGGACGGCGCGGGACACGGAAGGAAGGCUUCUUCUUGGGCCGCCAAAGCCGCAAAGGUGGAGCCGCGUUGGCGCCCGCCGCGGGACCAGCGUCUCGGAUGCGGGCGGAGCGCGGGGGGCCGCAGCGGCGGGAGCGCGGAGCCGGGGCCCUGGGGGGACUCAUGUGAGAGCGGCGGGACCAGCCGCCGCCACCGCUGUCCUCGGAGCACGGGGUGGUGUGUGGGGGAAGCCGCCCCCGGCAGCAGGAUGAAACGAGGAGGAAGGGAUAGUGACCAUGAUUCAUCAGAAGAAGAUACUGCGGAGAAAUCCAAGAAACUGAGGACUACAAAUGAGCAUUCUCAGACUUGUGAUUGGGGUAAUCUGCUUCAGGACAUUAUUCUCCAGAUAUUUAAGUAUUUGCCUCUACUUGACCGGGCUCAUGCUUCACAAGUUUGCCGUAACUGGAACCAGGUAUUUCACAUGCCUGACUUGUGGAGAUGUUUUGAAUUUGAGCUGAAUCAACCAGCUACAUCUUAUUUAAAAGCUACACAUCCAGAACUGAUCAAACAGAUUAUUAAAAGACAUUCAAACCAUCUACAGUAUGUCAGCUUCAAGGUGGACAGCAGUAAGGAAUCAGCUGAAGCAGCUUGUGAUAUAUUAUCACAACUUGUGAACUGCUCUUUAAAAACACUUGGACUUAUUUCAACUGCCCGACCAAGCUUUAUGGAUUUACCAAAGUCUCACUUUAUCUCUGCACUAACAGUCGUGUUUGUAAACUCCAAAUCCCUGUCCUCGCUUAAGAUAGAUGAUACUCCAGUAGAUGAUCCUUCCCUGAAAGUACUAGUGGCCAACAAUAGCGAUACACUUAAACUGCUGAAAAUGAGCAGCUGUCCUCACGUCUCUCCAGCAGGUAUCCUUUGUGUGGCUGAUCAGUGUCAUGGCUUACGAGAACUAGCCCUGAACUACCACUUACUAAGCGAUGAAUUACUACUUGCUUUGUCUUCUGAGAAACAUGUUCGAUUAGAACAUUUGCGCAUUGAUAUAGUCAGUGAGAAUCCUGGACAGACACACUUCCAUACUAUUCAGAAGAGCAGCUGGGAUGCUUUCAUCAGACAUUCACCCAAAGUGAACUUAGUGAUGUAUUUUUUUUUAUAUGAAGAGGAAUUUGACCCAUUUUUUCGUUACGAAAUACCUGCUACCCAUCUUUACUUUGGGAGAUCAGUAAGCAAAGAUGUACUUGGCCGUGUUGGAAUGACAUGCCCUAGACUAGUUGAAUUAGUAGUGUGUGCUAAUGGAUUACGGCCACUCGACGAAGAGUUAAUUCGCAUUGCAGAACGUUGCAAAAAUUUGUCAGCUAUUGGACUAGGGGAAUGUGAAGUCUCAUGUAGUGCCUUUGUUGAGUUUGUGAAGAUGUGCGGUGGCCGCCUGUCUCAGUUAUCCAUUAUGGAAGAAGUAUUAAUUCCUGACCAAAAGUAUAGUUUGGAGCAGAUACACUGGGAAGUGUCUAAGCACCUUGGUAGGGUGUGGUUUCCAGACAUGAUGCCCACCUGGUAAAGACUGCAUGAUGAAGGGCAUGAUGAAUUGCACCUUCACUUCAGGCAAAUGUAUUAUAAUAACAAUUUACUUGCUAUAGUUCUUACAUAAUUCUAUUUUGUGGCACAGAAAUUUGAUACUUUCUGCAAGUACAUAAGGGUUGUUUACUGGAAGACCCACAAAUAAUUUUGGAUUAGAAAACUCCAUUUGUUUCUUUAGCUUAAUAGCAAUCAAAUCUCUGAAAUUUUUUUUAAAAUGUAGUUCAGAUGUGAAAGUAAUAACCAGAUAUAAAGAUUAAGUAGUUUAUGGGCGGCGCCUGUGGCUCAGUCGGUAAGGCGCCGGCCCCAUAUACCGAGGGUGGCGGGUUCAAACCCGGCCCCGGCCAAACUGCAACCAAAAAAUAGCCGGGCGUUGUGGUGGGUGCCUGUAGUCCCAGCUACUCGGGAGGCUGAGGCAAGAGAAUCGCUUAAGCCCAGGAGUUGGAGGUUGCUGUGAGCUGUGUGAGGCCACGGCACUCUACCGAGGGCCAUAAAGUGAGACUCUGUCUCUACAAAAAAAAAAAAAAGAUUAAGUAGUUUAUAGUCUGAAGGAAACAAAACCUCCAUAUUAUAAUAUCCAAGAAAUAAGUACGAAUAGGUUUUCUGAAAUGUUCUCUAUGCAUUUUUUAAAAUGUAAACUUGACAUUUUAGGGUCUUCAGUUAUAUAUACACCUGUUAUAAGGUGUUUAAUAUAGCUCAGGAAAGUGAGUAUUUCAGGAGAAUAAUGUAGGGUGUAUCGUACCUAAUGAAAAAGAUUGGAUGAAUGUUCUCAAAUGUUACAUAGCAGUUUAAAGAAAAAGAGGUAUAUACCUGUAAGUAAUUGGAAUACUUAGAACUAAUUGAUAAGAUGUCACACAGUGGUUAUUGUAGAAGGGUAACACAGAGCCAAGAUCAAAUUAAAAGACAAUAAAUGGAAUAGAAGGGAGGCAGUGUUUAGCUUUGUAUAAAUGUUUAGGUUUGCUCUGUAAUCUGCUAAACCAUAUAAAUUCUUUUUUGUGAUAUGUUACUAUGUAUGUGAUACUUGAGGCAUUGUAUGUAAAGUAAGGAAUGCUUUAAUAGUUCUCCUUGGUUUUGUUUAUCUUUGUUUAAACUAGUUUUGAAGUAUUAAACAAUAAUCAAAAUGAAAAGCUUUUCUAUUUAAAAAAGCCAAAUUAAAAUAAUUAUAGAGCACAAAAAUGUUAUGUUUCCAUAAAAGAAUAUUAGUCUCUAGUAAAUUUUAGUGAUGGCUCAUUUUCCAUUUCAGAAUUUUAUAUUGUUAUAUAAGUAGAAUUUUAAGAAACCAUAAAAGGAGCACCACUGUACAGUUCAGCAUAAACAGUAAAUUUAAAAGAGGAAAAUAUUUAAGUUCAUAAUCAUUUUUUGAGUGAAUAUUGCUCAGUAAACUGGAAAAUUUUAAUAGUAAAAUGUCUACAGUUCUGUGAUUGUUAAUUUGGUUAAACUGAUAUAUUAAGUUAGGUAACAUAUUACUUUCACAUGAAUAAAGGUAAUCCAUAUAUUGUAGAGUCUGUAAAGAUGUUAAGUUUGGGGUACAUUUAUUUUUUUUUAGGUAUUACGUAAACUCUGAUUUGGGGCACUAGUGCUAGUAGAUAAUAUCCUCAUACAGGAAGUGAUUUACCCCCAGUGGAAUGUAUCAGUGCUUGAUUGGCUCUCUUCAGUAGUAUGACUUUUAAAAAGUAUCUCAGUAGUUAUGGAAGCUAACAAUCUUACAGAUCUAAUCUAUUUUUAAAAUAGAUGACCUUCCUAAAAAUAAAGUAAAAAAUGAUUUUCUACAUAAUUUAUGUUUUUCAAAAGUGAUGGUAUUUUAACCUGCAGCCACAUAUUAGAAGAAAAAAGGCUGAUGCUGACCUGAAAAUUAAAAGCAAUUAUUAUAAUAGUUCCCCUUUGUAAAUAGUAAAAAGCUUUGAUUGUAUGAGAAUUACCUGGGUAGUGAAUGGGAUUUUUUCUUUUCCUUGAAUAACUGUGGAAAAUGGAUUUGAGAGUACAUAAUCAGUUCUACUAACCAAAGCUUUAUUUGAAAUUUUACUUUUUGUACAAAUUGAAUUAUAUAAUGCUUGAAAUGCUUUUAAGUCACUUUAUAAGCAAAUGUAUAGCACUUACUUUGUUUAUACUGUAAAGUAUAUGUUAAAUGCUUUUAUCAAUUUGAGAAUAAAAAGUUACUAAUGC
Messenger RNA from Nycticebus coucang (slow loris), 3841 nucleotides. RefSeq names its product F-box and leucine rich repeat protein 3 (gene FBXL3). Gene Ontology annotation, biological process: entrainment of circadian clock by photoperiod; regulation of cell cycle; SCF-dependent proteasomal ubiquitin-dependent protein catabolic process. Bases 375 to 1661 code for a protein of 428 amino acids. The transcript has 5 exons. NCBI's taxonomy places the organism in Eukaryota, Metazoa, Chordata, Mammalia, Primates, Lorisidae. Gene Ontology annotation, cellular component: nucleus; cytosol; SCF ubiquitin ligase complex. The record is from RefSeq and is a predicted model, not a curated record. Gene Ontology annotation, molecular function: protein binding.